AGUUGGACGGCAGUGCCGGGGAGGCUGGGGGAGGGGAGGAAGAAGAGGAGGAAGGAGAGACUGCCGCGCACGCGCACUCAGCGAGGCGUGCUACCAGCCUGCUCUUUUCCCGUCCUUCUCCGCGUGAGCCGCGGCGUGAAGCGCGUGCUUGGCGUCCUUGCAGCUCUUCGAUGGCUAUCCUCUUUUUCGAAGAUGACGAGGCCAGCCGUCAUUUCUUCCUGCCUUUGGUCCGUCAGGCAGUCGGUUGGGACCUGUUGCUACCUUCGUUAUUUCCUGCAAUACAGUGGAUACAGUUUGUUAUGGCUACUCUGAGUGUUAUAGGUUCAAGUUCACUUAUUGCCUAUGCUGUAUUCCAGAACAUACAGAAAUCUCCAGAGAUAAGGCCACUCGUUUAUCUGAGCUUCUCUGACCUCCUCCUGGGGAUAUACUGGCUCAUUGAGGCACUUCUCUAUGGAACUUCAGCAGCCAAUAAGGACAUCGUCUGCUAUAACUUGCAAGCAGUUGGACAGAUACUCUACAUUUCCUCAUUUUUCUACACUGUCAAUUACAUCUGGUACCUGUACAAAGAGCUGAGGAUGAAACCCCACCAGAGUGGACAGAGCACAGUUCCACUGGUUAUAGGUUAUACCUGUCGAGUUAGUCAAAUAGCCAUCAUUUUGUCAAGCCUGAUACCUCUACUAUUGAUGAUACCUGUAUUCUGUUUGGGCAAUGCCAGUGAAUGUUUCCGCAACUUCAGCCAGAGCCACAGGUGUAUCCUGAUGUACUCACCACCAACAUCCAUGGCUAAAGUCCUGCCUUCUGCCAACAUAUCAGUCUGUAGCACACUUUAUUUUUAUGGGCUUAUCAUUUUCCUGGCCAGCUUUCUACUCAGCCUCCUCACCAUUGUGGUCUUACUCAUUCAAGCCCAGACACUUUACAAGAAGUUUCUGAAAUCGACUGGCUUUCUGGGGAGUGAACAGUGGGCAGUGAUUCACAUUGUGGAGCAGCGAGUACGCUUCUACCCCGUGGCCUUCUUUUGCUGCUGGGGCCCAGCUGUCAUUCUGAUGAUCAUAAAGAUGACUAAGCCACAGGACACCAAACUUCACAUGGCCCUCUAUGUUCUCCAGGCUCUAACAGCAUCAUCUCAGGGUCUGCUCAACUGUGGAGUAUACAGCUGGACACAGUACAAGUUCUACCAACUAAAGCAAGAAGCUCGGCAUGAUGCAGACACCCAGACACCAUUAUUAUGCUCACAGAAGAGAUUCUAUAGCAGAGGCCUAGAUCCGCUGGAGUCUACCAUUGCUUUUGCUACUAGCACCUCCACCAUUCUUUGAAACUGUAAAACUGGAACAUCCAGAACUGGAAUGAUUCUACACUAAUGGUUUGGGAGGAAUGUUUGGGAAGAACAUCUUAAGUCUUUUCUAACCAUGCCUUAAACUACGGAAGUGAAAGGGAGUGUAGUGCCAUGGUUAGUAGCUACUCUAGGUGAAGUGGGUGGGAUCUAAUCAUUAUUCUCUGAUUCACAAGUAAAGUCACUAUUCAGGGAGAUGAAGCCACUUUCCACCUAAGAGAUAGACUCAUUAUUUCAAUAGAUAUUAGAUUUGUCUAAGUCUCUUCUACAAAAAAUAAAUUCCAAGUUAUUAUUUAUAUAAAGUAUUUCCAGGCUCUCUACUCCAUGGUUGUGGGGGAAGUAGUGUGGCAUGCAACAACUUUCUCAGAUCUUCACAUUGCUAUUACUCUCCUUUUGGUUGUACAAAGUCCUGGGUUUACAUUUUUUGAAGAGUUUUGGAAACUCAGAAGAAGCAAGGACAGAAGCUGCCAAAAAAAGUGAUAGUAGGGGGCGCAGUGGUUAAGAAUCUGCCUGCCAAUGCAGGGGACACGGGUUCGAGCCCUGGUCAGGGAAGAUCCCACAUGCCGUGGAGCACCUAAGUGUGUGCGCCACAACUACUGAGCCUGCGCUCUAGAGCCCGCGAACCACAACUGCUGAAGCCCGCACUACCUAGAGCCCGUGCUCCGCAACAAGAGAAGCCACCUCAAUGAGAAGCCUGUGCACCGCAAGAAGAGUAGCCCCCACUCGCCGCAACUAGAGAAAGCCCGCGUGCAGCAAUGAAGACCCAACGCAGCCAAAAUAAAUUAAUUAAUUUAAAAAAAAGUGAUAGUGUGAUCCUCAUACACACCACAUCCUAGUCUCUUACAUAUUCCAUGCCGUUCUAGGCCUUAGCAAUAGGAACCUUCCUGCUCCAUAAAAUUAAGGCCAGUCUUUUGAAGUUACAGUGGAUAAUAAGAUUUAAGAGAAAUCAGGACUAAAACUCUGAAUCAAAAACUUCUCAACUCUCAUUUAUAAGCAAAAACCCAAGGUAGGUUUCAUAGUGCUUGGACGUAGAAUUAGGUUGAACCAUAUGAACUUGCCAUUUUUGUAGGUGAAAAUGGUCUAAUAUCAAUUUUACAUGGUUCAAUCUGGCUGUAAGUGCUAAAUAUAUGUGUAUUGAAUAAAUGAAUGAACAGAUGAAUGAAUGACUAACAAGUAGAAUUUAACCUUUGGGGAAAUAAAAGAUUCCCACACUGAAGAGCCUCAUUCAUGGGUAGGGAUGUUUAAUGUUUCUUCCUCUUUAGUCACAUAACAAGUGAUGUUUGGUCUCUCCAGUUAAGUCAUUAACAAGGCCAAACUGAGGCCAGGGCAUCAGAUACUAUGAUGCCAAAACAAAGGGGAAAGCCAAAUGGACAAAAACUGGAAUGACAAUCAACUAAAACAUCUGGAACUAAUAAUCAGAUACUUUUCACCUGGUAAAUUCCCUUCAUCAGUGCAAGGCAAAAUCCUUAAGAUUAGAGGAAAUUGACAGAGUAGAUUAUAAUGGUGCAUUAGACAGUAUACUCUGAAAAGUAAGUUCCAGAGAUCUUUCCAAAGGAGUUCUCAGUAGAAAUGUUAGGGAGCUCAAUAAUAGUUCUUUAGGUUUUAGGCCAUGAGCUUCAGCCUUACUAUGGAUGGUAACCUGACUUCAUUAUGUCAAGAACACAUCUUGAGGCCUCCUAAGACGUAUAACACAGAUUACUGGGUAGCACAGAACAAGAAAGAUUGCCUUACCUAGAGAGCUGCUUUAACUUCUUUUAAUUUAAAAACUAAUAAGAAUUCAGCAUAUAGAAAGACAGAUGGAAGCAAGAUUCUCAUUUCCGUAGACCUUGAGGGACACCAGAAUUUAGGAGUCCAAUUCUUAAAAUGUCCUAUUGGUAUCACUUCAUAUUUGACUUUAUUACCAGAAAGAAGAUAAUUAUCAAAUAUAUGUCAGGUUUGUUCAUCUUGCUUCUCUGAUGAAUUUUUUGCAUUGACACUGGUCUUAGAUAUUCUAUAGAUGUAGGCAAAUAAAAAGAUAGUAGGAAUGGAAAAUAAUAAAAUGGUUGGCAAGAUUGGGAUUAUCAACUCUUCGUCAUGCUGAGAGUAGGAGGGCCACUAUUCAAACUAUGUAACCCUUGAAUUCACAUGUAGGAGGGGCAUAGACAUAGAUACAGUGGCAGUUCUUAAAAUUUCUGCAAAUACCCCUCCCAUGACUUCAUGACUUGUCCAGUUUACGGUCAUAGUGGAGUACAGUUGUAUCUAUGCAGCUUUGAUUAAUACAGAUCUUCCUUGAACCAUAUGUUGUAUCAUCCUUCACCUCCUCCUCAUCAGCCCAGUCUGUAGCUUCAAAAAAUCUCUGCACCCCAAUACCAUGUGUUCUGCAUGGGGAACUGGGUGUUUGAUGUUUUUCAAUGCAUGGGAGCCUUUGGAUGUUUUCUCAUAGCAGCCUCCCACUUUUUACAUCUCUGGCCUUGCACUUGCUGAAGACUUUAAAUAUCCCUUUAGAUUCACUGCCACAGUUUCCAAACCUGUCUCCCUUGGUAUUCAUUAAUGUUAGCAACUUUCCUGGGCAACCUUUGUGCCCCUUUCAAAGAUUUUAACACACAGAUUCUCCAGGCUUCAACCCCGGCCUUGGCAACAAUAACCUUGUUCCUUGCAAGGAGUGCCAUCUUGCUUGUAGGUGUCCGUGUGGCAGCACUUGGGGGUGCCAUUACAGUAUUCUGGGAGGUCACACUUAUCCACGCUGAGGUGGCAAGUUGUGGUUGCUUUUAGAGAUUUGCGGUUUUUGCUGCAAGAUCCAAAUGCAUAAUUUAAACCCUUCCUCAGCUGGCAUGAGGGCAGACAACAGUGAUCCUUUUGACAGUCAAGAACACUGCCGUAGUCAAAUUCUUCUCCUUUGUCUAAUAUCUUAUUCCCACAAUAUGGCUUUCAAAAAGAGCUUUGGAGCUCAGUUCUAUUAAAUAGGCAGCCCUCUCUGUGCUUAUGCAACAGCUGGUGGAAAUAGUGGAAGCUGCAGUUGCUGAAGCCCAUAUCUACAGUAAUAAAUUCAUGCGUAGUACAGAGGUGCUGGCCAUGGAACUUGCAGGCCACGUGGUCAUGCUUCAUUCCCAAGUCAUGGCCAACCUCAUGAGCUAUGAAAGCUGUGAAAUGUGGUGUAUCUUCAUGAAAGAAAGAUUCAGCAAUGGUUUCAUUCUUGGCAAUGCAGGUAACCACUGAGAAAUGCAUGGCCCUCAUACUUCCCAAGAAUUUGGCCAAUAAUCACAUGAGCAGCAUCAUGUUUCACCCCUCUCAAGAGAUUCCGGCCUUUCCAGUGUAUAAAAUUUUGAAGUGUUUCCUGCAAAUUCAGGAAGAUUUGCACAAGGGUUUUCUCUAUCCAUAUCCCUAGCCCAGUAAGCACCACUUUCAUGUUAUAUCCUUCGUGUACCUAUUGACCAGAGCAUGGACAUCUAUUAACAUCUUUGUGGUCUUGGUAACAUUAUUAUUCCACAUUUGGAAUCACUUAUUGUCAACCACAAUCAACUUGUACAUACUUGGGAAGUGGCCACAUAUAGGACAUAGGAACUGAGGAAGGUUCUAUUUUGCUCUGAAAUUGUGAAGUGCUUAAGAGCUCCUCUUGCUUAUCUCCACGGAUUACACAAGACUCACCUGAUUUUAAAGAUAUGCUGUAAACCAUAUAUGCUCAAUAUAUAUAGGCUUGAUACCAAAGACAGUGCCAUCUAAGGUCAGGAUUCCCUUUUGCCCUGAGCAAGUGCUGAUUGUCACAAAAGAAUCCAGGUCGUCCUCUGAAUACUCAGUCAUCCUGAAUAAAAGCAAGACUAGUUUCCCAUUUUUUUUUUUUUUUUAAGUUUCCCAUUUUGAUGUGUAUAAACAGGGAACUUCUUGACAAAUAAUUCUUUCUUUUGCUUCAACUUAAUAGUAUGCCAUUUUUCUUGUUUGAGCAGGACAUUGGACACCUUUUCUGCUUUUUCUUCUAGUUCUCUGAACAUCAUCAGGUUCCUAGGGAAGACUAUUUCAUAAUAAAGAGAUUCCCACUACAGUGCAUCCCUGGAAGAAUAGUCACAAUUACCAAUAAAGUGACAUGCAGCUUAAUAUGGGAAGGGCCCUUUCUCAAAUGCCCUAAGCGGCAUUCCUUGAAGAAACAUCACUCCAAACCUUAUCCAUGACCACUUGAUUUCAUAGAAGACAAGACAGGGGGCAGGCAAAGUAACUAACUGGGGUUGUCAUUGUCAUGGCCCAAGUGAAACAGCAAAUGAUCCCAGACCUCUGUCUGUGAGUUGACUUCCCUUGGACCCAAGUCUUUGUCAGUGACACAGUUGUUUGGCCAAAGAUCAAAGCUAUGCUGCCUGCCAGAAGGAUAGCUGCUCCCACCCUCAGAGUAUUACAUGAUGACACCUACCUUUUGACUAUGUCUCUUCCUACUCCUCUUGAGCUCUCUCUCUUCUGGAGUGUCCUUACUUUGCAACCACCCUCAAAGAACAACAGUUUUAGUGCUCCUUAGCUGAGCUCCUGCUGUCUUCAUAGAGGAGUAUACCAAGGAGAGGAAACUUUCAGAGGUCCAGUCAGUACAACGAUCCAGGAUCAGGCCCCAAGAAAAGAAAAUAUAUAACCUCUUCUCUUAGUCCCAGUUCCCAUGGAACAGCCUUCCCUUCCCGUCAUCCAGUACUGUUUUGAGUCAUUGAAACUUAACUUCCAGAGCAGAGGUUUGUGGAUUUCUGGGUAGGUCACAGGCCUCUGCUGUUUAAUGCCUUUUGCACCAUUCCCUACUCUGUACCAUACAGCCCAUUUCAAACAUCCAAUCCUUUUCCUUUUUUUAAAAAAAAUUAUUCACAAUAUGUUUGUUUAGUUGCUCAAUCCUAGGAUACAUGUAAAGUAUUUUUAGAGUAACUAACCCAUGCCUCUGUGAAAAGCAAAUAUAUGAACUAGAGAACAGUGUUUAUUGGGUUGGCCAAAAGGUUCGUUCAGAUUUUUCUGUAAGAUGGCUCUAGUAGUGCUUAGUUGUCUCUAACUUCAUUUGAAACAAUUUUGGUAGAUUGUAUCGUGAUAGCUGUCAUAUCAGCAUGCAUUUUAAAAAAUCUUAUCAAAAUUGGUGAAUUUUUGCGUAGCCAUUUUAAUAUUGAAGAUGUAAGAAAAAAACCAACAUUUUCGGCAUAUUAUGCUUUAUUAUUUCAAGAAAGGUAAAAACACAACUGAAAUGCAAAAAAAGAUUUGUGCAGUGUAUGUAGAAGGUGCUGUGACUGAUUGAAUGUGUUAGAAGUGGUUUGCAAAGUUUCGUGCUGGAGAUUUUUUGCUGGACGAUGCUCCAUGGUCGGGUAGACUAGUUGAAGUUGUUAGUGAUCAAAUUGAGAUAUUAGGGACUUCCCUGGUGGUCCAGUGGCUAACACUCCGUGCUCCCAAUGCUGGGGGCCUGGGUCCGAUCCCUGGUCAGGGAACUAGAUCCCACAUGCUGCAACUAAAAGUUUGCAUGCCUCAACUAAAGAUCCCGCAUGCUGCAAUGAAGAUCCUGCGUGCUGCAACUAAGACCCAGCACAGCCAAAUAAAUUAAUUAAUUAAAAUAUUUUUUAAAAAUCGAGGCGUUAAUUGAGAACAAUCAAAGUUAUACCAUGGGAGAUAGCCGACAUACUCCUAAUAUCCAAAUCAAGCGUUGAAAAUCAUCUGCACCAGCUUGGUUAUGUUAUUCACGUUGAGGUUUGGGUUCCACAGAAGUUAAGUGAAGAAAAUCUUCUUGACCGUAUUUUGCAUGCAAUUCUUUACUUAAACAUAAUGAAAAUGUUCUGUUUUUAAAACAAAUUGUGACGGGUGAUGAAAAGUGCAUACCGUACAAUAAUGUGGAGUUGAAGAGAUCGUGGGGCAAGUGAAAUGAACUACCACCAACCACACCAAAGGCCAGGCUUCAUCCAAAGAAGGUGAUGAUGUGUAUAUGGUGGGAUUGGAAGGGAGUUCUCUAUUAUGAGCUCCUUCCAGAAAACCAAACGUUUAAUUCCAACAAGUACUGCUCCCAAUUAGACCACCUGAAAGCAGCACCUGAUGGAAAACAUCUGGAAUUAGUCAACAGAAAAACGCACAAUCUUCCAUUAGGAUAAUGCAAGACUGCAUGUUUCUUUGAUGACCAGACAAAAACUGUUGCAGCUUGGCUGGGAAGUUCUGAUUCAUCUGCCAUACUCACCAGACAUUGCACCUUCGGAUUUCCAUUUAUUUCGGUCUUUACAAAAUUCUCUUAAUGGAAAAAAUUUCAAUUCCCUGGAAGACUGUAAAAGGCACCUGGAACAGUUCGUUGCUCAAAAAGAUUAAACAGUUUGGGGAAGAUGGAAUUAUGAAGUUGCCUGAAAAAUGGCAGAAGGUAGUGGAACAAAAUGGUGAAUACGUUGUUCAAUAAAGUUCUUGGUGAAAAGGAAAAAUGUGUCUUUUAUUUUUACUUAAAAACCAAAGGAACUUUUUGGUCAACCCAAUAUGUUCAGUUCUUUUUAUCUUUAGCCUUACAGUAUGAGGUUGCAAUAAUGUUUCCCAAAAUUAUUUAGAUUGGUACUUUUCUAUCCAGACCUAUUCAGUAUGGUCAUGUUAUUCAUUUUUAAUUCAGUUAGGGUCAUAUGUUACUGUUUGUAUUUCAUUCUGGUUUGCCCCCACAUUUGGGAUGUUGCUGAUGAUUUGGAGGGAAAUGUAUGUGAAAUGUUUCCAUGAUUCUAAAAGUCAGUACUAUACAAAAACGUGUAUUCAAAGCCUUUAACCUGUUCCCAUGUCCUUAUUCUUUCCACCCACUUCUCAUUCAUCAGUCUCAAUAGUACUUGGUUUAUUUUUCCUGUAUUUCUUUCUGCACAAAUAAGCAGAUACAUUUCCUUGUAUCCCCUUUUUUUUUAUGUAAAUGUAGCAUAAUAUUUUCCACUUUCCUUUCUAAACUUAAAGAUACAUCCUGUAAAUCACUCCAUAUCAGUUUAUAGAAAUAUUCCUCAUUCUCUUUUUUAUAGCUACAUAGUAGUUUUAUAGAUGUACCAUAAUUUAUUCAAUCACUCUCCUAUGUAUGGGUUUUUGCAUUGUUUAUAUUAUUUUGAAAUUAUACACUAUCAUCAGCAAAUAAUAUUGCACAUAUAUAUUUUUGUGGAGGAAAAUUCCUAGAAAUGAGAAGGUAGUGUUCAUGCUAAUUGCAUAUGUAGCUUUGUUUGAUAUUGCCAAAUUCCCCUUCAGAAGGUUUUUGCCAGUUUUCAUUUCCACUGGCAGUGUAUCAGAGUGCCUGUUUCCCCAAAGUCUAAGCAACAGAGUAUAUUGCCAUGCCAUACGUUUUAAUUUUCACCAGACUGAUAGGUGAUAAGUAGCAGGUCGAUAUUGUUUAAUUUGUAUUUUUCUGAUUUUGAGUGAAUUUGAAAUGUUUUAAUAUGUUUAAAGGCCAUUUUUAUAUCUUUUAACAAUUGUCGGUUAAUGUCUUUUCCCCUUUUUCUAUCAAGCUCUUGGCAUUUUUUUCUUCUCAACUUUCUCCCCCUAGCUUUACUGUGGUAUAAUUCACAAAUAAAAUUUUAUAUAUUUAAAGUGUACAAUAUGAUGAUUUGAUAUAUAUGUACACAGUGUGAAAUAUUUAUUUAUUGUGAAUAUAUGUUUUCUAAAAGGCAAAAAAACUAGAAUAGUUAAAAUAAUUUUGGGAAUGAGUAACGUGGGAGGGACCACUCUACUGAGUUUCAAGACUGUGUAGUAUUGGUGAUGGGAUAGACACAUAGAUCAAUGGAACAGAAUAGAGAAUUCAGAAAUAGAGAACCCACACAUGUAUGUUCAUCUGAUUUUUGACAAAAGGGGAAAAGCAAUUCUGUGGAGGAAGGAGCAUCUUUUCAACAAAUUGUGCUGGAAAAUUGGAUAUACAUAGACAAAAAAGAGGAACCUCAACCUAAACCUAACACUUCAUACAAAAAUCACCUCAGGGGCUUCCCUGGUGGCGCAGUGAUUGAGAGUCUGCCUGCCGAUGCAGGGGACACGGGUUCGUGUCCCGGUCCGGGAAGAUCCAGAUGCCAUGGAGCGGCUAGGCCCGUGAGCCAUGGCCGCUGAGCCUGCGCGUCUGGAGCCUGUGCUCCGCAACGGGAGAGGCCACAACAGUGAGAGGCCCACGUACUACAAAAAAAAAAAAAAUCACCUCAAAUGGAUCAUAGAUAUAAAUGUAAAAUAUAAAACUUUUUAGAAGAAAACAUAGAAUAUCUUCAGGAUCUAAGACUUGGUGAAGAAUUCUUAAACAUGGUACCAAAAAGCAUGACCCAUUAAAAAAAAUCCAUAAAUUGGACUUCAUCAAAAGUAAAAGCUCUUGUCAAGAACCUUAGCUUGAGACAGAGACAAGAUGGCAGAGUAGAAGGAUGUGAGCUCACUGUUUCUUAUGAAAACACCAAAAUCACAACUAACUGCUGAACAACUACUGACAAAAAAAAAAAAAAAAAGUGCUGGAACCUAACAAAAAAGAUCCCCUACACCCAAAGACAAAGAAGAAGCCACAGUGAGAUGGUAGGAUAGGGUGCAAUCAUGAUAAAAUCAUAUCCCAUACCUGCCAGGUGGGCAACCCACAAACUGGAAAAUAAUUAUACCACAGAAGUUCUCCCACAGGAGUGAAAGUACUGAGCCCCACGUCUGGCUUCCCAGCCUGGGGGUCUGGCAAUGGGAGGAGGAGGUCCCAGAGAAUCUGGCUUUGAAGGCCAGCAGGGCUUGAUCACUGGAAUUCCACAGGACUGGGGGAAACAGAAACUCUACUCUUGGAGCAUGCACACAAGGUCUCAUGUGCACCAGGACCCAGGGAAAAAGCAGGGACCUCGUAAGAGACUGGGCCAGGCCUACUAGACUGGGCUAGUAUUGGAGGGUCUCCUGUGGAGGCAGUGGGGAGCUGUGGCUCAUUGCAGGAACAGAGACACUGGUGGCAGCAGAUCUGGGAAGUACUCAUUAGCAUGAGCCCUCCUGAAGGCCACCAUUUUCUUAAGACCUGGCCCCACCCCCACAGCCUGCAGACUCCAGUGCUGGGACAUCUCAGGCCAAACAACCAACAGGGUGGAAACAGCCCCACCCAUCAGCCGACAGGCUGCUUAAAGUCUUCCUGAGUCCAUAGCCCUCUAGACACAACCCUUGGCACAGCUCUACCCAUCAGAGGGACAAGACCCAGCUCCACCCAUUAGUGGGCAGGAACCAGUCCCUUCUACCAGGAAGCCUGUGCAAGCCUCUUAGACAGCCUCAUCCACCAGGAGGCAGACAGCAGAAGCAAGAAGAACUACAACCCUGCAGCCUGUAGAAUGAAACCACAAUUGCAGAAAAUGAGACGGCAGAGGAUUAUGUACCAGAUGAAGGAAGAAGAUAAAACCCCCAAAGAAGAACAACUAAAUGAAGUGGAGGUAGGCAAUCUGCCCAAAAAAGAAUUCAGAAUAAUGAUAGUAAAGAUGAUCCAAGAUCUUGGAAAACAGAAUGGAGGCACAGACCGAGAAGAUACAAGAAAUGUUUAAUAAAGACCUGGUAGAACUAAAGAACAAAGAGAUGAAGAAUACAAUAACUGAAAUGAAAAAUACACUAGAAGGAAUCAAUAACAGAAUAAGUGAGGCAGAAGAAUGGAUAAAUGACCUGGAAGACAGAAUGGCGGAAAUCAUUGCCGCAGAACAAAAUAAAGAAAAAAGAAUGACUCGAAGACAGUCUAAGAGACCUCUGGGACAACGUCAGUUGCACCAACAUUCACAUUCUAGGAGUCCCAGAAGGAGAACAGAGAGAGAGAAAGGACCUGAGGAAAUAUUGGAAGAGAUAAUAGCUGAAAACUUCCCUAACAUGAGAAGAGAAACAGUCACCCAAGCCCAGGAAGUACACAGAGUCCCAGGCAGGAUAAACCCAAGGAAGAACAUGCCAAGACACACAGUAAUCAAAUUGGCAAAAAUUAAAGACAGCUCCUCCCCUUGGCUUAGCACAAAGCAAGCAUAUAAAAAACACAGAUGCCUGCUGCUUCCUGGGGAGAGAAAGAGUUGGUAGAGGCCCCUAGAAUCUCUGGCCAGAGUUAUUGGUUGAGGUCUUCUCAUGUAUGAGGCCAGUCUAUGAAGAUUGAAAGAGGUGCCUGGUUUGUCUGAUACACAGACUCCAACACAGAAAGUCAAAGAUAUGAAGAAUUAGGCAAAGAUGUUCCACAUUAAAGGAACAAGAUAAAUCUCCAGAAACUGACCCUAGUGAAAUGAACGUGUAUUAUUUACCUGAUAGAGAAUCCAAAAAUACUGUUUUAAAAAUGUUCACUGAAGUCAAGAGAACAAUGCAUGAACAAGGUGAGAAUUUCAACACAGAGAUAGAAGAUAUUAAAAACUACCAGACAGAAGUCAUGGAGCUGAAGAACACAAUAAUUGAACUGAAAAACAAUUCACUAGAAGGGUUCAACAUUAGACUAGAUCAACCAGAAGAAAGGAUCAGUGAACUUUGGAAAUAAUGCAGUCAGAGGAGAAAACAGAAAGAAAGAAUGAAAAACAGUGAAGAAAGCUUAAGGGACUUUCAGGAUAUCAUCAAGCCAACCAUUAUAGGAGUCCCAGUCGGAAGAGAGAAAAAAAGACCAGAAAGCAUAUUCAAAAAAUUGACUGAAAACUUCCCAGAUAUAGAGAAGCAAGUGGACAUACAGAUCCACAAACUCUAGAGAUCACCAAGCAAGAUGAAUCUAAAGAUAAUCCACACUGAGGUGCAUAUAAUCAAAUUGUCAAAAGUCAAAGACAGAGAAUUUUGAAAGAGGCUAGAGAAAAGUGACUUGUAACAUACAAAGAAACAUCCAAAAGACUCUCAGUGUUUUUUCCAGCAGAAACCUUGCAGGCCAGAAAGGAGUGGCAUGAUAUCAAAGAGAUAUUAGCAUUCCCUUGUUCAUUGCAGCCAAGAUUCACAAUAAUCAGAUGUUAAGAUGUGGAAACAGCCUAAAUGUUCAUCAACAGAUACAGAAAAUGUGAUAUACAUAUGAUACUAUUCAGCCUUAAGAAAUAAGGAUAUCUUGCAACAUGUGACGACAUGGAUGAACCUUGAGGACAUUAUGCUGAGUAAAAUAGACCAGUCACAGAAAUACAAAUACCUCAUUAUUCUACUUAUAUGAGGUAUCUAAAUUAGUCAAAUUCAUAGAAUCAAAGAGUUGAAUGAUGGUUGCCACAGGCUGGGGUAUGGGGAAAUGGGGAUUUACCAAUCAAUGACAUCAAGUCUCAGUUAAGCAAGAUGAAUAAUUUCUAGGUCUCUGCUGUACAACAUUGUACCUAGAGUCAACAAUACUGUGUUGUGGGUGGGAAUGAAUUGGGAGAUUAGAAUUGACAUAUAUAUACUAAUAUGUAUAAAAUAGAUAACUAAUGAGACCCUGCUGUAUAGCACAGAGAACUCCACUUCGCUGUAUAGUAGAAACUAACACAACAUUGCAAAACAACUAUACCCCAAUUAAAAAAAAAUACUGUGUUGUACACUUAAAUUUUUGUUAAAAAUUGUUGCGUUCUUACCACAGUACAAAAAUGAAUGUUAGAAAUGUAUAAUAUGGGUACAGAGGAUUUUAAAUUAUACAAAACUAUUUGUGCAACUCUAUCAUCGCUAAAUUUUAAAAUCCAAAGGAAAAUAUGAAAAAUUCUUUAUGGAGGUAAUAUAAUUUUUUAAAAUGUAUUUAUUUAUUUAUUUUUGGCUGCGUUGGGUCUUCGUUGCUGCACGUGGGCUUUCUCUAGUUGUGGCGAGCGGGGGCUACUCUUCAUUGCGGUGUGCGGGCUUCUCAUUGUGAUGGCUUUUCUUGUUGUGGAGCACGGGCUCUAGGCACACAGGCUUCAGUAGUUGUGGCUUGUGGGCUCUAGAGCGCAGGCUCAGUAGUUGUGGCUCAUAGGCUUAGUUGCUCCGCGACAUGUGGGAUCUUCCCGGACCAGGGCUCAAACCCGUGUCCCCUGCAUUGGCAGGCGGAUUCUUAACCACUGCGCCACCAGGGAAGCCUGGAGGUAAUAUAAUCUUAAUUCCCUAACUUGAUAAAGAUGGCAUUUUUUAAAACUCCAAAAUAAAUUUCACUUUUUCUGAAUGUAGAUUAAAAUAAUUUUAAAAGAUAUAUUAGAAAUAGAACCUUGUAGUAUAUUCAAGGAAAACACCAUGCUCAAAAAGAAUUUAUGCCAGAAACAUAAGCAUGAGUUUAGCAUUAAGAAAUGUAUCAUCAUAAUUCAUCACACAAAAAAGUUAAAGGAGAAAUAAAUAUAAACAUAUGAAUGCAUGCCAAAAAGUUGUUAAAAUUCACUGGCUAUUCCUAUUUUAAAACUUUAAUGGGAAAACAAAGAUACUACAUAAACAUGGUAAAGACCACUUACCAAAAUGUAAUGCCAAAUAACAUAUUAAUUAGUGAAACAAUGGAAGUGUUUCCAGUUAAAAUCUCUUUCCUUUGCCUUUUCGUCCUGGACAAUUUGAAUUCUACUAACAGCAGAUUCUCCCCAGCAUAAGACUUUGUCCUAGAAGACUUUGUCCUUUAAUUUUUUUUUUUUUUUUUUUGCGGUAUGCGGGCCUCUCACUGUUGUGGCCUCUCCCGUUGCGGAGCACAGGCUCCGGACGCGCAGGCUCAGCGGCCAUGGCUCACGGGCCCAGCCGCUCCGCGGCAUGUGGGAUCUUCCGGGACCGGGGCACGAACCCGUGUCCCCUGCAUCGGCAGGUGGACUCUCAACCACUGCGCCACCAGGGAAGCCCUUGUCCUUUAAUUUUUAAAGUUGUAGGCCUCAGACUUCUCUGGCCCCUUCACCCCUUACAAUCGACCCCUUGCAUUCUCCCCAAAAUUGAAGUGUCAGAAACUUCAGUUUCAGGUGCUUUUUUUCAAAUUGGCUCACUAUGCUUUCCAGCGAGUAUCUGUUGGAUAUUCGGUUUUAUCCUGUUCUCAGGUCCAAUAGGCAUCCCAUUACUUCUCUCUGCUUUCUCCAUGACAGGUACUAUUUACCACUUGGGUCUUGGAGUUAUUGGUAGUUUGUCCUUAUACACCAUACCUUGGGGUUUGUAAGAUGACUUAUCACCUGUUUUUGUUGUUGCUUGUAGGGUUUGAUUUUUUACCAUCAUAGUGCUUUGUCUGUUUUUAUGGGGUGACUUGAGGAGAGUUUUAAAAAUUGCACUGCUGCUGCCACCUUCUGAAAAUCUCUCUUCCUUAUAUUUAAAUUUGUUUUGUAGCCUUUAAGAAAUUGAAUGCUACAUCCUAUGGUAAAUCAAUUUUUUUCAUGGACUGUGAUAUGGAGCCUUACUACAAGGUUUUUUUUGUUUUGUUUUGUUUUUAACAUAGAAACCCGAAUUCAAGACUCAGUUUGUUUAUUUGCAAAUUUUUUUAUUUUUGUCAUUUACUCUCUUUGGGCAUCAGCUUCUUCGUUUGUAAAGUGGAAAUAAUAUCUAUAUGAGCUUUUCUGAUGAUUCAAUAAUAUUUGUAAAAAUGCUUUGUAAAAUAAAAAGUGCUACACAGGCACAGGAUAUUAUUAUCAACUUCCUUCACAUAUUCCCUUUUGACUGAGAACUUUCCUAGGAUUUCCCCUUUCCCAUGAAUUUUUUCCCAGUUUUAUUUAUUUAUUUGCUUAUUUAUUUAUUUUUAUUGAAGUAUACUUUAUUUACAAUGUGUUAGUUUCUGGUGUACAGCAUAGUGAUUCAGUUAUACAUAUAUAUAUACCUGUUCUUCAGUUAUACAUAUAUAUACCUAUUCUUCAGUUAUACAUAUAUAUACCUAUAUACAUAUAUACACCUUAUUCAUUUCCAUUAUGGUUUAUUACAGGAUAUUGGAUGUAGUUUACUGUGCUAUACAUUAGGACCUUGUGUUUAUCUAUUUUGUAUAUAGUGGUUUGUAUCUGCUAAUCCAAACUCCUAAUCCCUCUCCUACCCACUUUCCCCUUUGGUUACCAUAAGUUUGUUUUCUAUGUGUGUCAGUCCAUUUCUGUUUCAUAAAUAAGUUCAUUUUGUGUCAUAUUUUAGAUUCCGCAUAUAAGUGAUAUCCUAUGGUAUUUGUUUUUCUCUUUCUGGCUUACUUCGCUUAGUAUGAUAACCUCUAGGCCCACCCAUGUUGCUGCCAAUGGCAUUAUUUUAUUCUUUUUUAUGACUGAGUAUAGUAUUCCAUUGUAUAUCUAUACCACAUCUUCUUUAUCCAUUCAUGAACAUCCAUUUAUGUUCAUGUUGCUGGACAUUUAGGUUGCUUCCAUGUCUUGGCUAUUGUUGCUGUGAACAUUCAGGUGCAUGUAUAUUUUUGAAUUAGAGUUUUGUCCAGAUAUAUGCCUGGGAGUGGGAUUGCUGAUCAUAUGGCAACUCUAUUUUUAGUUUUUUAAGGAAUCACCAUACUGUUUUCCAUAGUGGCUGCACCAAUGUACAUUCCCACCAACAGUGUAGGAGGGUUCCCUUUUCUCCACACCCUCUCUGGUAUUUAUUAUUUGUAGAAUUUUUAAUGAUGGCCAUUCUGACCACUGUGAGGUGGUACCUCAUUGUAGUUUUGAUUUGCAUUACUCUAAUAAUUAGCGAUGUUGAGCAUCUUUUCAUGUGCCUGUUGGCUAUCUGUAUGUCUUAUUUGGAGAAAUGUCUAUUUAGCUUUUCUGCCCGUUUUUUGAUUGGGUUGUUUGGUUUUUUGUUAUUGAAUUGUAUGAGCUGUUUAUGUGUUUUAGAAAUUAAGCCCUUGUCAGUUGCAUCAUUUGCUAAUAUUUUCUCCCAGUCCGUAGGUUGUCUUUUUGUUUUGUUGAUCGUGUCCUUUGUUGUGCAAAAGCUUUUAAGUUUGAUUAGGUUCCAUUUGUUUAUUUUUGCUUUUAUUUCUAUUGCCUUGGGAGACUGGCCUAAGAAAACAUUGCUAUGAUUUAUGUCAGAGAAUGUUUUGUCUAUGUUCUCUUCUAGGAGUUUUAUGGUGUCAUGUCUGAUAUUUACAUCUUUAAGCCAUUUUGAGUCUAUUUUUGGGUAUGUUCUAACUUCAUUGAUUUACAUGCGCUGUCCAGCUUUCCCAACAGCACUUGCUGAAGAGUCUGUCUUUUCAGGACACAUUUUUAAACUGCAGCCUAACUGACCUUAUAAGUUUGGGGUGAUGACUGUAAUUGUUUUAAAGUAUCCUAUAAUGCCCAACAUACUCAUUUAACAUUAAUAUUUUGGUAUGUACUGGAAGUUCUCUUACCCUUCACUUACCUACUCAUUUCAUUAACUGAUGUUCUCCAUUCUUUCUGUAAAACAAAGUGACCUACUCAUUUCAUUAACUGAUGUUCUCCAUUCUUUCUCUAAAACAAAGUGACAGUCACAACUCACUGGACAUUUAGCAUUAGUAGGCUAUACUUUAAUAUCUACUUUCCUUACAUAUCUGCUUCCACCAAGUACCAAGAUAUGUUUAUUUCCAAACCUAUUUGUGCCAGUUAUACUUAUGACUAUGGUACCUAUGACUAUAGUACCCAAUUAAAUAUUACAUAAAGUGUUAAGAUGUGACUGUAAAGAGAAAACGUUUUUGCAUUGAGUCAAAUGAUUUGGAAAAGCUACUUGAAAAUAUAUGUUAUAGCAUUAGAUGUGAACACGACAACUGUAAAUGGCAGAGAGGCUCUUUUAAAAAAAAUCACGAAUCAUUCUCUAUUUACAUUUUACUUCCAUUAAUGAACCAAACAGAAAUAAAGGUUCUUACCUACCACAUCAAACAAUAGUCCAAUAGAUGAAUAUUCAAGUUUAAAGUAUGUUCAUAUUAAUUUUUAGAAUCCCAUUUAGUUAAGCUUUUUGGUUAAUCACCUACAUAAAUACUGUUGAUCACUCCUUGAAACACUUUUGCACUUGGCUUUCCAGACGUGACCCUCUCCUGUUUCUUAUUUUACCUCCAGUAUGGCUCCUCCAUACAAAGUCCCAGGGCUUGUACUCUCAACCCUUUGCUGGAGCAAAGUUUUUUUUUAAUUGAAGAAGAUUGUAGCAAAGUUCUUACUAUAUCAUCAGGAAUAUUUAACCCACCAUGGAGGUCCAGGGAAUUAGCCAGGCAUGAAAUCCUUUGCAGAAAUGACAAUGCCUUUCCCCAAAUAUCUUGAUGCUAUUUAUUUGAAUUACAUCAAAUACAGUAAGCAUUUAUAAUGCCCAAGAUCCCACCAGAGCACUUUCUUUGAGGAGCUUAUAUAUAAAUGGACCCAUCUUCAAGACAUAAUGAGUUAAAAAAAAAGCAUGGUACUAUUUAUGUUAUACUUACAUACAUGUUAUACUUACAUACAUACUUAUAUACUUACAUACAUGUUAUACUUACAUACAUUUAUAAUGCCCAAGAUCCCACCAGAGCACUUUCUUUGAGGAGCUUAUAUAUAAAUGGACCCAUCUUCAAGACAUAAUGAGUUAAAAAAAAAGCAUGGUACUAUUUAUGUUAUACUUACAUACAUGAAACAAUACUAUAUAUUUUCUUUCUACCUUAAGAGAAGGUCUAGAAACAAAUACACUAAACUGAUAAUAAUGGUUCCCAAUGAGGAGGAUUAGGAAGUGAUUAGGACUACUGAUAAAAGGGGACUUUAGCCUUAUAUUUAAUAUUUUUACUUUUAUAAUUUUUUUUUUUUUUGGUACACACCACGCAGCUUGCGGGAUCUUAGUUCCCCAACCAGGGAUCGAACACGUGCCCCUUGCAGUGGAAGUGUGGAGUACUAACCACUGGACCACCAGGGAAUUCCCUAAUUUUUUUACUUUUAAAAAUAGCUUUAUUGAUGUAUAAUUAAGCUACUACAAAAUUCACCCUUUUAAAGCUCACAAUUCAAAAGUUUUUAGAAUAAAUAUUGUGCAACUAUCACUACAAUUUAAUUUUAGAACAUUUUUAUCACUCCAGAAAGAAACUUGUUCUGGUUAGCAGUCCCUCCUCACUUUCCCCCUCAGCUUCUUCCACCCCAGCUUUCUGUUUCUGUGGAUUUGCCUGUUCUGGACAUUUAACAUCGAUAGAAUGAUAUAAUAUGUGACCUUAUGUGACUAGCUUUUUUCACUUAGCAUAAUGUUUUCAAGAUUCAUCCAUACUGUAGCAUGUAUCAGUACUACUUUCCUUUUUAUUGCUGAAUAAUGGUCUGUUGUAUAGCUGUACAACAUUUUAUUUAUCCAUUCUUCAGCUGAUAGACAUUUACAUAGUUUCCACUUUGGGGAUGAAUAGUGAUGCUCUGAACGUUUGUGUACAAAUUUUUGUAUGGGUGUAUGUUUUCAUAUUUUUUGGAUAUAUAUGUUUAUAGGAGUGGAGUUGCUAGGUCAUAUGGUAACUCUAUGUUUAGCAUUUUGUGGAACUGCCAAACUUUGUUCCAACGUGGUUGCACCAUUUUUAAAUUCCCACCAAUGAUAUGUAGAAGUUCCAGUUUUUCCACAUCCAGAAUCUGUGUUUUUAUCUUCAGCAUCUAGUGCAGUUCCUGGCAUAUAAAUGUUUCUUGAAUGUGAAAGCUUGAAUGAAAGAAUGAAUCAAUGAAAAAGUGAACAAAUGUGUUGAGGUCAGAUUUCAUAUUUAAUAGCAAUUCACAGUAAAGAUAUUGACCAUUAGUUUCUCAAUUUUAAUCUUUUUUUAAUUAUUUUUUUAUUUUUUAAUUUAUUUUAUUUUUGUCUGUGUUGGGUCUUCGGUGCUGCAUGUGGGCUUUCUCUAGUUGCAGCGAGCGGGGGCUACUCUUCGUUGCGGUGCACGGGCUUCUCUUUGCGGUGGCUUCUCUUGUUGCAGAGCACAGGCUCUAGGGGCACAGACUCAGUAGUUGUGGCUUGUGGGCUCUAGAGCGCAGGCUCAGUAGUUGUGCCGCACGAGCUUAGUUGCUCCGCAGCAUGUGGGAUCUUCCCAGACCAGGGAUUGAACCCGUGUCCCGUGCAUUGGCAGGCAGAUUCUUAAUCACUGCACCGCCAGGGAAGUCCCUCAAUUUUAAUCCUGGUUCAUAAUUCUAGGGUAAGUCAAGGUCCAUGGAUUUAUCGCCUACAUUUGAUCAAUUGACCAUUAUUUGGUGUUAUGAACUUACAUUAUUCUAUUAAUGAACUUACAGUUAGUCCUAUACAUAUCACAACCAGUUGGGUUCAUAUAAUAUUGUUUUGUCUACAAAGACAGGUAGAUUAUAAAUUCCUUGGAUUCAGGGAACAUGGUUUAUAAUUUCUUUGUAUUACUAGAAAUAAUUGUGGUGAUAUGCUCGUAAGCGUUUGACAAUUGGUACUCAAAUUUGUAUGAUUUACCUAUUUCUGUGCUGUAAAUACUCCCACCACCAUGGCCAAUUUCAAGCUACCAGUAUGAUGUCACUGAACACAGAAUUGGUAAGAUAUGCUACAGUGAGCUCUCACCAGCAAUAUUAACUUGCUCCAGCACAUCACUAAUACCAAAAAGAAAACUGAUGAUGAAAUCAAAUGACCUAAAAUUCCAGUCCUGACUCUGCUACUAAUUAACUAUGUGACAUUGCCAAACAGUUCUCCUUUCUGAGCCUCAUAUAUAAAAUUGAGCUAUUUCUAUUAACCUCAAAGACAUUUGUGUUAUUAAUAAGAAAAGACAAUAUUGUACAACACAAGGAAUAUAGCCAAUAUUUUAUAAUAACUGUAAAUGGAAUAUAACCUUUAAAAAUUGUGAAUCACUAUACUGUCUACCUGUAACAUAUAGCAUUGUACAUAAACUAUACUUCAAUUGAAAAAAAAAAGAAAAGACAUGAGAAAGUACCAGUUUGGGACAUCUAAUGGAUGGUCAGGUAUGAAUGUGAAUAGCUCAACCGUGGAGCUGGGUCCCGAUAAGAGACUUAUUAGUCAAUACUUGUUGACCACUAAACUCUAGGCAAAACCACAUACGCUGAGGCUAACUCAGCUCCUUACUUUCCUUCUCUGAAGAUCCUUCUGCCCACUCUACCCGUUCCCUCUUCUUCUAUAAGUUCCUGACAGGUUUUUUUCCCAUAAAUAUUCAUUUAAGAAGAUAAGUAUUACAAAAAAGAAGACAGUUUGAUCUAGUUAAAUGUAGGUGGAAUUUUUGGAAAGCAUAAACUGAGUCCUCAUUUCAGGGUAGACCCUAGUUAGAAAUUUCUGGGAUUUAUAACUUGUUACAACUUGUGGAGAAUUAAGAGGAUGUAGGAUGGGCAGGAAAUACCCUAUAAAGACCUAAUUUGUUAAUAUGAUAUGCAACAAAGGAAAACAAUAGUAACCUGGACAAAUAUUUAUUGACUUUAUUUUGUUCUGAGCAGAAGUCUAAAAGUUUUACAUAUUAGUAAUCCACACGAUAACACUGCAGGGUAUUUAUGAUUUAUCCAGUUUUAUGGUUGAAAAAAACUGAUGUUCAUAGGGUAAAAUUAAGUUAUCCAAACUCACUGCAAAGAAAGAUGAGUAGAGAUUCAAACCUAAAUCACUAUGACUUCAAAACCCAAAUGAUUUAGCCAACCUCUCAAAAUAACCCUAGAGUUGGCCAGUGGUAUAGGAAGUGGUAUGCCUGGAUUAGAAGUUUAGAUUCCAUUUUAGUGAGUGCAUUGAAGGAGCAGAAGGCCCCAAAGCCCAACGUACUAUUCCUAAACCCUUAAUGAGGUGUCUGGGAAAAUUUGUUAAUUUUUUUUUCAUAGAGAGAUGUCCUCUGAAACUACCUCUGCAAGGCCUUAAAGGAGAGGGGCAGGCUCCCAUAAAUCACCUCGGCCUUAUCCCCUGCUAACAAUAAUGAAUUCUAGCUGUGGAGUUACUGCCUCUCAGAACCAGCACAACACAAGCAGCCAAAGCUUGAGUUAACUCAAGGUAACAGGAUUGCUUGAAGCAUGAUACUGGGAGGUGCUUCUCACCUGGUCUGAGUUUCCUGAACAUGUCUGUCAGUCAUCCUGAGAGUAGAAUUCUGCCAAGAGGAGUGGUGGAGAAGAGAAAGGAAUAAUAGGAAGAUAGCACAGUUGGAGAAUAGGGCCCAGAAGAAAAUCCUAGAUGUACUAUAUUCAGAUUUGUGUAUUUAGAAGUAUUUUGUUGGCAGUAUUAUUUGUAGAGGCUAAAAACAAAACCAUGGAAACAAAAUUCAUGGCCAACUAUUGAAAAUGGUUGAAUUAACUGUAGAAGAUACUUAACAAAAUACCAUGGAAUACUAUGCAGUCGUGAAAAGAAAUGAUUUCGAAAUAUAGGAUGACUUGCUGAGCUUGCCACUAUGCAGAGAAAAGCAAGAUUCAAAGGAAUAUAAAUAAUGUGAACUCAGUUUUAAAAGAUUACCCCUAAAACACACUAUAUAUAUAUAUAUAUAUAUAUAUAUAUAUAUAUAUAUAUAUACACACUCUAUAUAUGUAUACUUACAUGACUAUGGAAAAGGAUAUGGAAAGUUGUACACUAAGUUAGCAGUGACUUUCAAGAACAAAGUGAGGAGAGCUGCAGCCAGUGAAGGGGGUAAAAGGAGAUGAUCAUGAAAUAAAUUAAGAUAGCAUCUUCUUAAAGGGAGGGAGUCCAAAAUAAAUGGAGCAUGUAGGAUAGGAUCCCAUUUUUAAAAAGUAUUUGGGUCUGGGCUUUCUGAAAAUAACAGGGAUUACAAUUCAGAAAACAGGAGAUAAUGGAUGUGUGACAUCAAUGCAUCAAAACUCAAGAGGCAGCAGUCUUCCAGAGGGCAGUACCUUCCAGCCUCUUGUGCCUCGGUCCUUUACCUGGACCCUCUUAAACAAACCCUAGGUCCCCAACUUCCAACUUUUCUCUCAACAAAAUCCUUCCUUCUCAGUGAUCAACAUUACAAUGAGCUCCAUAAGGAUGUAAUUUUGCCUACACUGAAGACAGCUCAUCUUUAAGUUUAGUCGAGCUGUAUAUAAAUCAUGUCUCAACCACUCUAGUGAGGAAUAGGCCUUGAGUUUUAUCUUAAAAUUUCACCGAAAGGUUCUCCCACAAGUAAAUGCAGAUUUUGCCUUUGACUCUGAUUAAGCAAAAACUACUGAGAAUUUGAAAUGUCUGUAAUUAUAGUUCAUUAUGCUACAGGUUUCAAAGACACAAAAUCUAUCUCAUAGGUAAGGUCAUAGUCAAAGUAUUUAGCUCCCCCCACCAAUCAGCAUCUGGAAUUAGAAGGAUUUUCCAUAACAGAACAUAAGGUGGUGGAGUGUGCAUAUUUCUGGGGGGAGGGUUACGAAAGAUUCAUCUCCUCAUUCCCGAGUAAUCACCUGGAGCCAUGACAUGUAUUAUGGAGUGUGAUAACGGAGCUUAAAUAUUUUGACAGCUUUAUGUAUAGAAGCAGGUGAAAAAUUAUUUUAAAGUUGUUCAUCAUUUUUGUUGCUGGAGGAAGAUAGCCUUUUUUUUUUAAUUGGAGUAAAAUUGCUUUACAAUGUUGUGUUAGUUUCUGCUGUACAGUGAAGUGAAUCAGCUAUAUGUAUACCUAUAUCCCUUCCCUCUUGCACCUCCCUCCCACUCUGCCAUCCCACCCAUCUAGGUCGUCACAGCUCACCAAGCUGAGCUCCCUGUGCUAUACAGCAUGUUCCCACUAGCUAUCUAUUUUACACAUGGUAGUGUAUUUAUGUAAAACCUAAUUUCCUGAUUCGUCCCACCCUCGCCUUACCCCCCUGUGUCCACACGUCCAUUGUCUACGUCUGCAACUCUAUUCCUGACCUACAGAUAGGUUCAUCUGUACCAUUUUUCGAGAUUCCACAUAUAUGCAUUAAUUUACAAUAUUUGUUUUUCUCUUUCUGCCUUACUUCACUCUGUAUGACAGACUCUAGGUCCAUCCACAUCUCUGCAAAUGACCCAAUUUUGUUCCUUUUUACAGCUGAGUAAUAUUCCAUUGUAUAUAUGUACCACAUCUUCUUUAUCCAUUCAUCUAACGUUGUACAUUUAGGUUGUGUAAUAAUGGAGCUUAAAUAUUUUGACAGCUUUAUGUAUAGAAGCAGGUGAAAAAUUAUUUUAAAGUUGCUCAGCAUUUUCAUUGGUGGAGAAAGAUUGCCUUUGUUUUUUGUUUUGUUUUUUUUAAGAGAACACUUCAGUGAGAUUUUGGUCUACACCCACCCCAAAUGAUGAAUUCUACUCAAGAAUGAAAUUUGGGCUUCCCUGGUGGCGCAGUGGUUGAGAGUCCGCCUGCCGAUGCAGGAGACAAGGGUUCGUGCCCCGGUCCGGGAAGAUCCCACAUGCCGCGGAGCGGCUGGGCCCGUGAGCCAUGGCCGCUGGGCCUGCGCGUUCGGAGCCUGUGCUCCGCAGCGGGAGAGGCCACAACAGUGAGAGGCCCGCAUACAAAAAAAAAAAAAAAAAAAAGAAUGAAA
Molecule: messenger RNA, 23349 nt
Organism: Orcinus orca (killer whale)
Lineage: Eukaryota; Metazoa; Chordata; Mammalia; Artiodactyla; Delphinidae
Gene: TMEM116
Product: transmembrane protein 116
Exons: 11
Coding region: 171-1313 (380 amino acids)
Biological process (GO): adenylate cyclase-activating G protein-coupled receptor signaling pathway
Cellular component (GO): plasma membrane
Molecular function (GO): G protein-coupled receptor activity
Source: RefSeq, a predicted model, not a curated record